AGCGUUUAUUGGCAUCCAAUGUAUUGGAGGACGAUCGAUCAUGAACAUGAUAUUUGGAUUCAAAACGAUGCUUUCAAAUAAUCGUAACGAAGAUAACGUUAACAUGCAUGACAUCAUGGGCAAUCCAAUAUGUGUUUAGACAAUAAUUUGGAUACUAUGUCUUGCUGAGGUAUAUUUUAGUAUGGAAACUAAAUACAAUAGGUACUUUGGACAUUUUAAAUGGAUUGAGUGCAUUUUCAGGAUUGAGUAACUUUUUAUAGAAAAAAACAAAUGGGAGUAAAUAGUGCAGCAAAAACAACAACAGCAACAAUGGAUUGGUUUCACAACCUAAAUAUUUCAGAAAUAGAUGGAAUAGAAGUCAUGCAAACUUUUUUCACGGAUCAUCGACAUAGCAAUAACAGUAAUAGAUUUUCUCCGUUGAGUUAUACUAUUGUUGGCGUGUGUCUUGUCUGUAUUUGCGUCGUAGGGAUCAUAAUGAACAGCUUGGUUUUAUUGACGUUUUUGCGGAAACCAAAACAACGGACACCUAGAAACUAUUUCAUAAUUGCAAUUACUGCUUGCGAUCUUCUUCUUGGUGCUAUAGGAACUCCUUUAUCAGCGGCUUCAUAUCUCGCCCAUAGGUGGUUAUUUGGUCGAAUAGGUUGUGAAUACGAAGCUUUUAUUCAAUUUUUCGUGGGGCUCUCUGGAAUAUAUUUAUUGGCGAUGUUAUCUCUUGACCGCUAUCUAAUUAUAGUUCGCCAAGUAUGCCGGGUGUCUUACACAAGGUAUGUUGUGAUGAUAACUGUUUGUUUACUGUCAGCGUUAAUUUGGGCAACGCUUCCGCUGAUUGGCUGGAGUUCCUACCAACUCGAAGCAGCAAAUACGUCAUGUAGUGUCAACUGGGCGAGCAAACACCCCAAGGAUGUGUCAUACGUCAUCGCAAUAUUUAUAUGUUGCUUGGCAUUUCCUGUAAUGGUCAUGUUGUUUUCUUACAGCUCUGUAUAUUUACUGACCAGAAGAAUAAGCUGCAAUUCGAAAAAGAAAUUUGGAAGUGAAUCCCGGAUAACAAGACGCAAUAUCCGACAGGAGGGGCAACUCACCAGGACGAUCUUAAUGAUGAUAGGUGCUUAUUUACUUUCCUGGACCCCUUAUUCCGUUGUGUCACUUUGGGCAGCGACGGGAAACCCCAGAGAUAUUCCCACCACAGCGGCUGUCAUACCCGCAAUACUAGCGAAAUCAGCCAUUGUUUGGAAUCCUGUUGUUUACGUAGGAAUGAAUAAAAAGAUCAGAGAUGGAUUAAUAGAUAUGUUGCCGUGUAAAUCAAUACAUGGCGAGACAAAUGGAACGAACGACUCUUCUAGGACAACUGAGGAACUUAAGAUGAGGCCGUUGAGAAGACGUCUUUCAGAAUUAAUUUUACGACGAAAUAGUUCUAUUACGGGGUGUCCAAGAAGUACUGUCUGCGUUCGUGCUCAUGUAAAUGACCACCCUUGUUAAAACCUAUGCCAAUAGGAACAUGAAUUCAAGGAUGAUAUAAGUCUUCAUUUUACAAACACCCUGCACCUUAUCAAGCUCCCGUGUUGUCGAUAUAUACAUCAAAUGUUGGUGGUGGUACUACGCGAAUAAACUUAUGUGGAUAAAGUGUUUAAUUUAUGUACUUGUCUAUUCGUGGCGCACUUUAUUUAAUCACGGAAAAAUACAAUUCAUGAAUUUUUAAAAUUUUGUAAUUCAGCUUCUCGAAAUUUUUUUAUGGGGAGAGCCCCUUUGUCUCAAAGACACCAGCAUAUGAAAUUUGAACCAAAUUCGUCCACUAGAAUUCUAGUUAUCAACGUUUUCAAUUUUUACGAAAAGUGGCGCAUAUUU
Molecule: messenger RNA, 1842 nt
Organism: Owenia fusiformis
Lineage: Eukaryota; Metazoa; Annelida; Polychaeta; Sabellida; Oweniidae
Source: the annotation of a GenBank genome assembly